AUGAGUGAUUUCCUUGAUGAAUAUCAAACUCUUCAGAUCCGCUCCAAGCGUGUACAGGUCGGGCUGACCACGGCCAAGAAGGCUCGCUGGGUGGCUAGGGACAAAGCUAGACUCGAGGAAUUCGUACAGAAAUUGGUUAGUUUGGUUGCAAAGCUCAAUGAUCUCCUCCCGAGCUCCGAAGGGGUUCUCGAGGGGAUGACGCACGAGAAUUUCACUAGCUUGGGAGCGCUUCAUGUUGGUACUAUUUGCGAGGCCUCAGAACACAUGAACAGCAGAAUGUAUACAUUUGCGAAGUCGUUUCCGAAUGAGAGAUGCCAGGAGAGGAUUGUAGACCUCAUGUGGUUUAGGACGAUGGACGAGAGAAAAGAACUCAUCAAUGCGCCCGAGAAUGGAACCUAUGGACAGAUUCUGGAGCCACCUUCGCGAGAUGACAAUUGGGAUGGUCUCUCACAAUGGCCGUGUCAAGGCCAGGAGGCCAUCUAUGUACAUCGGCGAACGCAUGAUCUACUGCAGGAAUGGGCGGGAAAUCUCAUUCUGCACGCGCCAAACUUCUUCUUCUGGCAUCUCGGUACCGACGAGCAAAUGUCCCAGGGCGGCCUCUGCACAGCGUUACUGUACCAGAUUCUGCAAGUCAAUCGUCCCCUCAUCAAAAGAAUUUUGCCAGAUAUGUGGCGCCACUUGUACCGCUCAGAGGCAGCAGCUUACCCCAUCCCAUCACCCGCCCAAAUGCCCAAGGUAUUUGAUCUCUUCUGUGACCCUGCCGAUGCAUUCCAGUCUUCCAAAUAUUGUUUUUAUGUCGAUGGACUGGUUGAGUACUCUGGGCGCUACCAGGCAGCGGUUCAGUUCAUCGAGUUGCUGUCAAAGCUUCCGAAUGUGAAAACUCUCGCGUCCACUAGGCCAGAACCUGGUUUCGCCGAUGGCUUUUGCGGCUGCCCAAUGCUUAAGCUUAAAGUCCUCACCAGAACAGAUAUCAAGAACUACGUCGAACAUAAAAUCGAGGACCACCCGCAUAUGGCACGCCUGCUAGCACAGGGCCCAGCAGAAGCUCGAGGAAUUAUUACAAAACUCGUCGAUAAGGCUUCUGGAGUUUCCUCUGGGUGUUCUUGCACGUCGAUCCGUGCUCAAAGGGUUCGUUGCGUCUGGUCGGAUGUCUGA
Messenger RNA from Exophiala aquamarina CBS 119918, 1155 nucleotides. RefSeq lists its product as uncharacterized. Lineage: Eukaryota; Fungi; Ascomycota; Eurotiomycetes; Chaetothyriales; Herpotrichiellaceae. The transcript has 2 exons. The record is from RefSeq and is a predicted model, not a curated record. Bases 1 to 1155 code for a protein of 384 amino acids.